Molecule: messenger RNA, 8520 nt
Organism: Sciurus carolinensis (gray squirrel)
Lineage: Eukaryota; Metazoa; Chordata; Mammalia; Rodentia; Sciuridae
Gene: Ankrd33b
Product: ankyrin repeat domain 33B
Exons: 4
Coding region: 362-1837 (491 amino acids)
Molecular function (GO): protein binding
Source: RefSeq, a predicted model, not a curated record
CCGGGCACAGCCGCCGGGUCGCGGUCCCCGCGGUCCAGCGAGGCCCGGGCGGCGCUCGGAACUCUCCCGGGGACGCGCCCCGCCCGCCGCGCCGCGGAGCCGCACCCCGCCCGCACCGCCCGCACCGCCCGCGCCGCUCGGAAAGCCCCCGCGGCUCCUCCCACCCGAGGGGCUUUUCUCGUCUCCAGUGACUUUUCUCCUUGAGCGCAGCCGCCUGGCGCUCGUUUCCGCCGGGCUGGAGCGCGCGGGCCACUGCUUUUCUGGGAACGCACGGGGCCAGGAGCGGUGACCUCGGCACGCGUCCCCCGUCCGCGUUUUCCGGCCCGCGCGGGGACCCCCGGCCCGCGCCCCGGCCGCCAGCAUGGUGCUGCUGGCCGGGCCCGGGCCGGAGGGCGGCGGGGCGCGCUGCAUGUCCCCGCAGCAGGCGACCGCACCCCGGGGCGCGGAGGCCGGGGACGACCCCGCUGAGUACGAGGAGUACGAGGACUUCUCGAGCCUGGCCGACACCCGCAGCAUCGCCUCGGACGACUCCUUCUACCCUCCCGAAGGCGAGGAGGAGUGCAGCGCGGUGAGCGCGGACAGCGUCCCGGAGGGCGUCCCGGAGGCGGCCACCUUCCUGCGCGCCGCCUGCGCCAACGACGUGGGGCUGCUGCAGGCGCUGGUGCGGCGCGGCCCGCGCGUCGAGGAGGUGCAGGAGACCGACCGCAACGGCCGGACCGGCCUUAUUGUCGCCUGCUACCACGGCUUUGUGGACACUGUGGUGGCCUUGGCAGAGUGCCCCCACGUUGACGUCAACUGGCAGGACAACGAGGGGAACACGGCUCUGAUCACAGCGGCGCAGGCAGGGCACGUCACCAUCACCAACUACCUGCUGAACUACUUCCCGGGUCUUGACCUCGAGAGGAGGAACGUGUUCGGCCUCACCGCCCUGAUGAAAGCGGCCAUGCAGGGCCGCACGGAGUGCAUCAGAGCCCUGAUGCUGGCAGGGGCAGAUGUACAUGCGAGGGACACCCGGCGCGGGAUGUCGCCCCAGGAGUGGGCCGCCUACACAGGCCGGGUGGAGGCGGUCCGGCUCAUGCAGAGGCUGCUGGAGCGACCCUGCCCCGAACAGUUUGGGGAGAAGUACAGGCCGGAGCUGCCGCUGCCCCCUGAGGCGGUUCUGAAGCCCGCAGCCUCCAAAAACUGCCUGCAGAGGCUCGCGGAGUUUGUGCGGUCGGUGCUGCGCUCGCGCUCCAGCCGCGGCCUGGAGGACGGGGGCGUCCUGGACCACAUGGUCAGGAUGACCACGAGCCUUUAUAGUCCCGCUGUGGCCGUCGUCUGCCAAACCGUGUGCCCCGAGGACCCUCCCUGUGUGGGAAAAAGGCGGCUGGCGGUGCAGGAAAUCCUGGCACUCAGGGGGGACCAGGACACCCUUGCUCAAGAGAGGGACGAGGUGGAAAGCGCUGAACAGCAAUUUCGGACUUCUGAGAUCUCGGGGAGCUCCAACGAGGAGGCUCCAAGAGUCAGUACCCCCUCUCUCUACCUGCCAGGGGCCCAGGGCUCAGCCUCUGCCCGGAGGAAGGCCAGCCUCCUGCCCCUGCAACUCCUGCGCCGGAGCAGUGUGCGGCCGGGUGUCGUGGUCCCCAGGGUCCGCAUCAGCAAGGCGCCGGCGCCCACCUUCCAGCCGGAGCGGAUAACCCGCAAGGGCAGCACCAAGGACAGCACCCACCUGCAGAUCCCCAAGUGGCGGUACAAGGAGGCCAAGGAAGAAAAGAGGAAGGCCGAAGAGGCCGAGAGGAAACGCCAGGCAGAAGCGCAGAAGGAAAAGCGGGCGCCGCGCUGGAGGAAAAGGACGUGAAGGGUCCGCGGAGCGAAGGCCUGUGUCGCACUGGGAGCUGCGGGACUCGGUGCAGAGCCCCAGCGGGGAGGCGGGCGGGGUCGCGCAGGCCGCGGAGGCACGAAGGGGAGGCGACCGGGCGGCGGUUCGCUCAUCCUGCGCUGCGCAGCCUCCCCUAACCGCCUCCCGGAACCCAGAAGGGGUCAAGCUGUUCCCAAGAAGGAACUGGGAACGGCACAAAUUGAUUUGCCUACACCGGUUCCCCUAGCAGUCAAUGCACCUAGCGGGCAGUUUACCUAAAUGUCUCCCUUUAGAGAACCCCAAUUAAGAAUUUUAAAAAACCAAUUUAUCAAAGGGCGUUUUUUGCAUAAUUUUGUAUUUUUCAUCAUCUUUAUUUACCAAUCUGCAGCAUUUUACAGUUGAUGGGGCUCUUUGUAUUUAGGGCAGUUUUAAUACACUUAUCUGAAGGCCCUUAAAACAGUUUAAAAUAGUUUCUAGCAAUAAAUAUUCGUGAUAGCUGUAUGAAUUCACACAGAAUUCACAGGGUUCUCCCUCUUUGCCAUUGGUUUCGGCUUUUGCCUUGCCGUCUCAUUGUGGGUGCACAUUUGCACUAGAUUUUCCUUUUAAUUUGAUUAAUUGAUGCUGAAUAUUUGGAGUUUUUUGAUAGAGGCAUUAAUUUUUACAGCAAAAUGAUCAAGUGAAACAGUUCAGAUUUCAGUGUGUCUUCUUUUAAAACUCUGGAGUCCAUACAGUAAUAAUAAUGAAAACCAUUGUCAAAUUAUUAUGAAAUAAUGCAUAAAUAAGCACGCAUUUCUUGCUGGACUCAUUUUAAACAGGGGCUUUGGAUAAACUGGAUAGGAAAUUUUUAACUAGAUAUAAGAAAAAUUCUUUUUAAGAAGUGGGGUAAGUUUAAUAAAUGAUUACUAGAAAUACAAAAUUAAGCUAUAUGUGCCCUUAGAUAAGUCAAAUCUUUAUAUCCUUAAAAUGUAAAAAUGAUGCAAGAAGGAUUCAGAUCCCCGAGGGCGAAACUGCUGAUGGAGGCUGAGAGCGAUUUUUAGAACCUGGUGGUUAGAACUGAGCGUUAAGCAAGCUGGCUUUAGGCAAAUUUCUAGGAGUAUUCGGCACUUCCGGGCAGCCCUCUUCCAGGCUCAAGUGGAGUUUACUUUGAUAUUUCCCUUGGUGAUUGUCCCUGAUGUCCAGUUCAUCCUCAAGCCAGCUUUAUAAAAUGUCCAGGCUGCAGAGACUUUGGCAGGACACAGAUGCGAUUUGCCUGGGCCCUAAGCUCUCGGUGGAGUUUUCUGCUUAUGCUUUUAUCUCCAAAGCACUGAGAAAUUCUUACUGGAUCUUAGAAUAUCUGUCACAUAUGCACUUUAUUUAAAUAUUAAUUUAAAUACCGGGAGCCAUGGAUUUACACUAUGGCAGACUGUUCGGAAGCUCUUUCCUGUAACCCUGGGUAGGAACUGACAGCCCUUUGACCAGGCAGGCAGGGAGGGGUGCGGGUUCUCCUUGCUGCUUCCCACCCGCACCUUCAGCUGUUGACCAAUCAGGGAUCUCACACUGGCCUUUUCUGCUCGACGGGUCAUAAGGCUGCACCCAGGCCAAUGGGGAGACUGGUGAGAUAAAAAUACUGUGUUUCAAAACCUGACUUUAGCAUAUUUCUCCUUAAUCCCAGAAAGGCAUCUUGAAAGGUAAAUGCCACAGAAUUCUGGACCCCCUUUCAGAACAGCUGCUAUUAGUGGGUUGUGGAUCACCUCUGUGGCUCAGACGUUGGAUUUGGCCACGUUUCCUUGGAGACGAGGGCUGUAAAGGACCUCAGUUAUCUUUGGAAGUUGUCUUUUCUGUGUCCCUGGCAUUGUGGCAUCUUCCCUUCCUGCCUGUAUAUGGAAUCCACAGCUUCACCUAGCUUGCCACGGCCCCUCCCUCAUCAGCCAAAGGUCCAGCCACAGUGCCAAAUGGUUUCGAAACCAUGGUUUCCAAUGCCGGCUGCCCUGAGGACCACCCAGCAGCUUGUCAACAUUUCCUGCCCCACCCCUGCUCAGAGGCUGUCACUGUGUUGGUCUGGGGGAGCUGAACCUGUUCUGAGUUCCCAGGAGAGUACCCUGCAGCCUGUGUUGAGAACUGUAGCUUCUCCUCUCGCUGACUUGGAGGUUGCUUCUCCAGGACCCCCCCCCACCCCCGAGCUCCCUCAAAAGGCUUCAACUGUGUAAGAAUGUCUAUGUGUCAUUGGAACAGCCAGUGUUAGGCAGCUCCUGCUCCAGAUGAUUCAGCAUCUGGCCACCAGCGGUUUGCCAAACAAUCCUGCCUGCUGGGGACAUGUACGCUGGUAUGGUGUGGAGCCCCACCCUGUCAAGCAUGGCUCUCCGCUGCUACCGGGUCAGAAGUGCACCUUCCUGGUCCCACCCAACCCUCUACCUCACCGCAGCCCUUUUUCAGAGUCUCCAGUGAUGGGUGCGCGGUCAACAGUGUGACAGGUGAUUUCUUCAGUGUCUGAGUGGUCUGACAUAUAUGGCCCCGGGCCUCUCCUCCUGUUCGUUCCAGCCUUGUCCAGCUGCACAGGACACACCUGGCCCGCAGGGGUUUGGCCCACAGUACUGCUCUGGAGUAUCUCCAGAGCUCUGGAGAUACCUGCGUUUAGAAAGGCUACUAAGCCAGCAAGCCCGGGGCGCCCGGUGGUGUCUUUGGCAGACUUGAAGGUGAGCACCCCACUUUCCCGGUUCUGUGGGUGCGGCCAUUACCUGGCGGGCCUUGUGAAAUGAGGAGAGGGACGUGUGUGUGGGAGGGCCCUGGCAGGCUGGAGGGCAGCUGUGGCAUAGGCCCUGGACAGGAGGACUCAGCUGUGAAACCUGAAGGACCCAAGUGCAGGAAGCAUCGGUUCUGCGUGGUGCAAACUCCCCCGUCCCUCUCUCCAGAAUCAAGUCACUUCCGGGCCCCUUGGGGAAGUCCUCCUUGAUGGAGUCCAGGUGGCUUCUGGACCACUGGCCAGCACUUCUCGCUCUGGCAGUGUGGAAACAUUUGUUCACUUUCCUUCAUGGACAAUGUCGUUUUGCCCUUGUUUUCUCAGUCUCUGGAAUGGACUGCAGGACAGCAGAUGGACACUGUGCCCGACUCGGGGGGUGGGGGCAGUGCAGGAGGUCAGGAAGCGACGUCCGGGUGCUUCUCAGCCUUGGACUCAUUCCUCUUCCAAGCUGGGGGUCUGCGGGAGCACCAGGGCAGAUAUCCUCAAGUGGACCCUCCCGGGAGCCCAUGCUUGUCACUUGAUAGUGUCGCGUCCAGGAAGGUGGGGGAGGCAGUGGGGGCAGCUGGGCUUGUGAUCAGCCCCUCACGGAGAGGUGGACGGGCUGGCUCACCUUGAGGCUUGAGGGGCGCGGUGAGCCAGUGUGUUCUUAGGCAACGUUAUUAACGCCCUAUCAGGUCAGGACCUCUGAGUCCCCAAGGCUGCGUGAGCGCAGGCCCGACCUGCUCCUGCGCUGGGGCUCAGCAUCUCAGCACCCCUCCCCACCCCACCUUCAGGAAUGGUGGCUCGUCUACCCUCCUGACACGGGACAGCACAGAGGGCACGGCUCGGGGCCUCUGCUGGCACCCAGGAUGUUUGUUAACUGUACAUAGCAAAUUUCCAGUUGACAGGUACCUUCUCAGGGAUUUAUAUAUAAAUAUAGUUAGGGGAAAGUCAGAGUAUAUUUUAAUAUUCUUUAGAGCUUGAGUAAAUGAUGAUUAAACUGGACAGGAGAAAUAUUUCCAAGACAUUAUUAAUGCUGCUGAUUUGAAAGCGAGGUUCCUGGAACUCACCCCAGGCAGAGAUUUCCUUGGUUGUUGGAGGCUGGGGGACUCUGGCAGGGGACAUGGCUGCGGGUGGACGUGAAGUUGCUUCUGUGCGUAGAGGUGGCUAUUUGACGGCACAGAUGGCCCUUCGUCGCCUUCGCCUCCAGAGCCGGUUCCUCCGUUGUGAUGCUGGAGGAUACAGAGUGACAAGGACUUGGCUAUUCUACUUGCUGUGUCCUUCAAGUGUCCCCGUCAGCCCAGCACCAACCCCCAGGCUACCCCAGCAGACUCCCUGCCGCACCAGAUACUCAGAAGGUGAAGGACCACAGUGGCAUUGCACCUCCACUGCGGGCGCGCCUGUCAUUCCGAGGCUCAGGAGAGUCGGUGACGUGGGCUGGAAAAUGGAAUUCGUGAUGCCUCUGCCCAUUUCUUCCCAGCUGUCAGCAGAAACCAGGUCUCUGGGGAAGAGGCUGCUGUGGGUGAGACGGAGGCCCGGGACGGGGCCAGGCCUCAGGCCUGAAGUGGAGCGGAACCUGCCCUCUCAGACAGCUGGGAAGCAGAGGACGCCCGAGCUCCAUGAAGAAAGGCCUCCUGGAGAGCCAGAGAAUGCGCGGGCAGCAAGGAGAGGGAGGCCUGCCUGCACGCACCGUGUCCACUACUAAAGCCAGAAGACCCUUUCUCUAUAAUUUGCCUUGACCCGAGUUUGCUUUGGGGAGCGGGCUACACCCUGAUGCAGGUCUCCCGUGUCCCCUCCCCGGGGCACCUGCAGGUCACGCUGCUCCUCUGUUAACACUACAGCUAUUUCUCACCCGGGUGGGAGUGGCCAGCCCCCACUGGAAGCUGCCAGCGCAGUUGGGCUGUUGUGUGAUGAAGUGCUUUUUCUUUACAGUAUUUGGGAAGGUCUCACAUGUCACCCACGUUUGCUCGGGGUUCUGUCCCUCCACAGGAGUAACUGUGGAUUCUGAACCCUGCUGCCCAGUUCUUGGUUUCCUGCCCACCAGGAGCAUGAGACCCCCUUUGAGCCAGGCAACCACCUGGAGGGACUCUGUCUUCUAGGGAAAGAAAGGGUGGGACAUUGGUCCUGCAAGUUUCUUAGACACCAAAGUAUUAUUCGUGAUAGAUCCUCAUGAAGCAACCCAGUCACGGUUACUGAGACACCUGGAACCUUCACAGUGGGAUGAGGCUAGUCACAAAGAACUCACAACAAACCCAGUUCUUCCUGAAACGCUGAUUGCUCAAGUCCCCGGCUGGGAUGCAUUUAGAACUUGUUUUAUGCACCUGAAUAAUAACUCUUGAGUCAGCUAGUCAUUUCUGUGCCCUUGAAUUCACAUUUCUUCAUUAAGAUUUUAAAUAAGGGACUAAAAAAAUGCCUCUGAAUAUUUGUUUUUUUAAUUUAAAGGAAUGGGAGGGGGAAAAAGACCAACAAAACCAAAUCACUACCUGCACUGAUGUGACGAUUUUCAAGGGCCAUGGAAUGCCUGUGCUGCACUCAGUUCCAUCACUCUGACCCAGCCUGCAGCCGGACUUCUGUGCGAAGCGUAGCUCCGUGGUGCUCCCAGGAGCAGUGUGUAAUCAGGUGACCUCGUGCAGGAGCCACCAGGUGCACACAGAUGACCUCAGGGAGGCCAGACUGCCUGGAAAGGUGACAGUGGCUUUCCAGUGGCUCUCCGAGUGUCUGAUGUGACCCACUUGGUCAGAAGAAUCACAAGCCUGAGGAUACCCUGUCCAGUGACACGUGCCAUAGCCCAGAUGACCCAGGGAGUUCAAACGGCCGCUGUGGCUGGGUCUUCAGCCUCCGCGCCUUAAUCGAGGCACAUUAACACCGUUUAGAAGUUCUGGAAGCUGGCUUAGGGCCACACAGUGUGGCCGCACUCGAUGGAGGCCAAGUGCAUGACAUCACCCUCCCAGAAAUGAGUCUUCGUGGAUCCAGACUCAGUUUGAAUCAGAUGCUUCCCUCAAAUGAAGUGUUAGAGCUAAUCUUACUGGGAUUCUCUUUGUUCAGAUGCUAGAUGGCAUUUACUGGAUGUCCCAGGACCUGUGUUUUUAACAGUGGUGGCUUUGUGAUGGGUUAGGAAUGGACAGACUUCUGCACAGGGUGCUGGGUUUCAGGUUUUGUCGUUUUGGCAUAAACGGGUAUUAGGACCUGUUUUCUGAAUGUAAAGCUAUUUUGUUUAUCAUUUCUAUAAACCCAGACUUUCUGGAUGCUGUGAAGCUGUUGAAUAUGGAUAUUAUUGUAUACAUCUCAGAGUGUUUUAUUUUGAGGUGAGAGUUUUGUUACAGUUUAUAAGAGAUAUUUUCCUAUUUAGACCUCAGGGCUAUCUUGAGACCUACGGAUAAAUGUGACCCCUCCCCCUCCCCAGCAGCUUCAAUUCUUGAUAUUCUAAAGGUUCAUGAUUUUUAAGUUAAAUGUGAUAUUAUUCAGCAGAAAGAAUGUUUUUUUUCCUUUUUAACUUAUGAAAAAUUCUAUUGAAUAUUUUAAGUCUAGAAAAAAAUGUGGUAAUGUAAAAACAUGGGAAAUUGUGGCAAAAGAAUUAAAAACCACGUGCAAAAUAAAUGUAUUCUCCUGAUACCAAACUGUGAUCUUUGAAUAAACUUGUGUGUAUAAAUUAGAAAAGAUACAACGAAGCAUACGGUAUUUUUCAUGUGACAUUUUAAUUGAAUCAGAUUUGCAUUUUCUUAUUUCCACACUCUCACUUAAUUUUUCCAGGGUAAGGGUUUAAACUGUGUGAGUCCCCAUGAGUACUUUCCCAUACGGUGAAGUGAGGGAGAACUGAGAUGGUACUUUCUCAAAAGCACGCGCAGAGGGGAGUGCUCCCUCAGAGCGUGGCCUUGGGUUUACGAACACGCACACAGAAGCAAAAUGGAUUUGCUCUGUGCAUAUUCUUUUGCAUAAUGGUAUACUGUUUGUGUUGUCCUUCAGUUUCUUUUUGCUUAAAAUAUGCCCU